UGACAUACGACAUUGUAUACAAUAAAAUAACCUCAUUUGAAAAAAAAUAUAUCGAAAGGAAAAUCAUGUAUUAUUCUUAUAUUAUAUUGUUUUUAUCUUUAAUAAUGCUAACUUCCUCUACUUUGAGCCCCAAAUCGAAGAAAAAACAGCAAUCAACGGAAAAACCUUUAGUUAAAAAAACUACUAAGUCUCAAAGUCUGCUCAAGGGGCCUUUGAAUGAAACAGUUUUCCAGAGAAAUUUGGUUAACGACGGUCCUUUAAUGGCUUCAGAUAUUUUAAAAAACCAUUUGGGUUUUUUUCGAGAAACUGACGAAUAUGCAUAUGAUGGUAUAGUUUUAGGUUAUGUUACACCGUGGAAUAAUCAUGGGUAUGAUAUUGCCAAGAUAUUUGGUAACAAAUUUACCCACAUUAGCCCGGUAUGGCUUCAAGUCAAAAGAAAUGGGCCCCUUAAUUAUGAAUUAAGAGGUACACACGAUAUCGAUGUAGACUGGCUCCUAAAAGUAAAAAAUGCCGGAAGAGAAAGAAAGCUAAAAAUUUUACCCAGAAUACUCUUUGAAGGAUGGUCUGGUCAAGAUUUUAUAAACUUGAUGACCAAAGAAGAAGAAAGUGAAAAAUUGAUUAAAAUGCUUGUAGAAUCUUGUAAAAAGUGGCAUUUUGAUGGCUAUGUUCUAGAACUAUGGUCAUCUUUAGCAAAUAAAAUACAAUAUGAUCUCAUAAUAGAUUUCAUCAAAAAUAUUGGUGAUAAACUAGCUCUGGAAAGUCUGGAUACUAUUUUGGUUGUACCACCUAAAAGGGGAAAAGAGCACACAUUCACUGAAAAUCAUUUUGAUGAGUUAUAUGAUCAUGUGACUGCUUUUUCUUUGAUGACAUAUGAUUUUUCUACCAUUUAUAGACCUGGUCCUAAUGCUCCUUUGCCAUGGGUAGAGGAUUGUGUCAAACAGGUUACAUCAAAUCUAAAUAAACGCUCUAAAAUUUUAUUAGGUCUAAAUUUCUAUGGACAUGUAUACACAAUAAAUGGAGGGGGCCCAAUUGUAUAUCGUGAAUACUUGGAAGGACUGAAAAAAUUUAAUGGAGAAUUGAAGUAUGACCCUAUCAAUGCUGAGCACUAUUUUGAUUAUGAUGAUGGCAAAAGACUUUUGGUAUUUUAUCCAACACUGCAGUCAAUUUCAAAAAGACUUCAACUUGCCAAGGAACUAAAGACUGGUUUAUCAAUUUGGGAAUUGGGACAGGGACUCGACUAUUUUUAUGAUUUGUUAUAAAUGGAAUUAAGAAAUAAAUGUAUUUAUUUUAUUAUGAAAAUUGCA
This is a messenger RNA of Harmonia axyridis, 1304 nucleotides long. Its product is annotated as chitinase domain-containing protein 1. The record is from RefSeq and is a predicted model, not a curated record. Gene Ontology annotation, biological process: carbohydrate metabolic process. The transcript is spliced from 6 exons. Bases 66 to 1259 code for a protein of 397 amino acids. Gene Ontology annotation, molecular function: oligosaccharide binding; chitin binding. Lineage: Eukaryota; Metazoa; Arthropoda; Insecta; Coleoptera; Coccinellidae. Gene Ontology annotation, cellular component: extracellular region.